Trichobilharzia regenti is the source of this 1458-nucleotide messenger RNA. Lineage: Eukaryota; Metazoa; Platyhelminthes; Trematoda; Strigeidida; Schistosomatidae. The record is from the annotation of a GenBank genome assembly.
AUUCCCCACAAUGUUUACGCAAACGAAAGUCUACCAAUCAAAUCCGCACAAGUGACCUUGAAGUGCUUAGCCUCUCCGAAAACCGCGUAAACCAUGCGCCUCAGUAUUGUAGUUGCAGUGUCAGAAAACUGGGGUAUAGGCAAAUGUGGGGGUUUACCGUGGAAGUUGAAGAAAGACAUGGCAUUUUUCAAACAAAUCACGACGACAGCUAAGCCAGGUAAGUAAGUCUUCAUUAGUGUGUAAAAUUUUAGGUCUAAAAAAUGCUGUUGUGAUGGGAAGAAUCACAUGGGAAUCCAUACCUCAGAACUUCAAACCACUGAAGGACAGAAUCAACAUUGUUGUAUCUAGUACACUCAAACAAUUGCCGCCAGGAGUUCGUGUUGUUCCAAGUCUUAAUGCAGCUGUAGAAUUGUUGUACACAGAGGAAUUAAGUUCUAUAGUUGAUGAAGUUUUCAUUAUCGGUGGAUCACGCCUUUACGAUGAGACUCUAAAGCAGACAAAAUAUCCCGUUCGUAUAUAUUGUACUCAUGUACUUAAAGAAGUUGAUUGUGAUACUUUCUUCCCCAAAUUCGACUGGAACAAACUUGAAAAAAUUAAUUUACCUCAUAUACCCAAGGAUACCAUCACAGAAGAUGGAUUGACGUACAAGUUCUGCGUUUAUGAUGUUCCAUCCGGAGUGUCUAUUGAAUCAUGAUGAGCUUAUAUUUAUUUAUAUGAACUAUUUUUUUAUGGAAAUUACAAAUGCAAUUGUAUUCAUUAAGUGCACUGUUGUUUUCAAGUAUGCAUAAAUGUUUGUAUGGAGUAACUGACCAGUAUUCUGAGAAGUCUGAAUACAGCUUAGUCUCAUUUUAUGUCAUUCCUUUAAGUUCCGAGUAGAACAUACGAUUUAAAGCUUUAGCUGUGAUGUUUCACUAACGACGCUAUUGUUUUUAGGGGGUGGGACUUGUAGCCUCACGCUCCACUGUCCAUCUUUACAUGAUUUACCACUGGCUUAGCGAAGUUUAGGAGUACAUCGGCUGGGAAGCGAACCCGGACCACAACGGUGGUUAGCGAGUGUUCCACCAUUGAACUACGGAAGCACCAAGUCGACUCUAGGGAUUGCUAACUAUCGGGAAAAAAAUCACUUGUACUAGCUUAUGCUGGAAAUGUUUACCCGUCAACUUUCAGCAUUGACGUGCUUUUUGUCUCUCCGAACUCUUGGCUUUCAUGUAUAACAUGUUUUGCGACAUUCACUUCAGUUAGUCGAAGCCUAUCUAUUAUAGAUUAGUGAUUUAUGAAUGACGUGAUUUUAUGCUACAGAAAAUAUUUAAAUAACAGGGGAAAUUUUAAAUUUAUCACACAGGUAGAUAUUAUUCGGUAUUUUUAAUGGUGAAUGAUCUAUCACUAGAAGUAGUUUGGUGGAUGGUGACUGGUCGUGGAAUCCAGGAUGCGCAUUCGAUGAACUGGAUGAAUUCGCAU